Molecule: messenger RNA, 7153 nt
Organism: Cuscuta epithymum
Lineage: Eukaryota; Viridiplantae; Streptophyta; Magnoliopsida; Solanales; Convolvulaceae
Source: the annotation of a GenBank genome assembly
ACGGUUGUAGCCCAGGAAGAAGUGAGGCAGGAGAGGGAUGGGAGUUUGUUGAAAGGGCAGUUGCCUCCCUCCAACCUGCGCAUGAUUUCUCCAUUCCAAUAGCCGAACCACCCUUUCAUUUACCUUCGUCGCAAACGCAUGCAGUAACUUCAACACUCCCUGUCUUGAAACUGAGGAAUGUUAUUGUUGUUAUUAUUAUUAUUAUUAUUAUUAUUAUUAUUAUUAGGAUGUUUUUACUUGGAGACUGUAAUUUGCUGGUGUUAAGAUCUGUUCUCUUCGUCCUGCUUAUGUUGUUAGGACUGUGAAUCUAGCGGCUGUGAUGAAAUGGUUUUCUGUGUUUUCUCUUCCUGGGCUGUCUAAUUUGAGGCGUUUGGAGAACCGAUCCGUAUCUUGGCGGGGUAACCCAGAAAUGGAACCGGUUGUUGCAGCCAUGGCGGUUUCGGCUCUCAUUUCCCUCUAAGAACACAGAUCUGAGCCUCUAAACAGGAAGUUUCUUUGAAAUUCCAUUCCUCAAAAAACAGAGUUUUAUAUAAUUUUUUUUAUGGAAUAGUAGUUUUACUCUUGCAACAUGUUUUUUUCUCUGAAAUAUGUAUUUUUUUUUCAAUUCCAAACAAUGUUUUUUUCCCUUCACAUUCUCUCCCAAAUAUUCCUGAAGUUCAUGCUGCAGUGCGGCCUCCAUGUUUACUGCAUAAUGUGCCAGACAAGUUGCUAUAUAUUUGUAUGCUCUUCAGAGAACAGUACUAAUAAUUUUUGUAAUACUUAUCUGAGAUUUAAAAGGGAUAAAUAUAUUUCAUUUUUUGACUUAAAGCUUAUACUCUUCGUAAAUCAGUAAACAUGCAUAGUUCGGACUUAAUUUUAUAUCGGGCUAUUUCAGAGGCAUCACUUUCUUUUCUACAUUACAUACACAUGGAAUCUCUGGAUCAUUUAACUCCAUGUUGCGGUAGUCUGUAGAAGCUUUGCUGUAAAGGUUGGUGGUGAUCUUGCAAUAUCGUCUUUCCUGUAUAUUCUUUUGCUCUUCUGAGAUGUCUUUAAUUCUGGUGGCCUAAGGGGCGAUGAUAUCAGCUAUUUAGUCCCACCCAUUUAUUGUUUGGCAAUUGAUUGGGCAUGGCUGAUAUCCGAGCCGUAUCCUACCAGGGCAACACUCAAUAUCAUGAGCAUUAAUGUUUGCAGCCAUGGCGGCGUCACAAAUUCCUUUGGCUAAUCAUAAAGUCUUUAAAAAUAGUGUGGUGUAAUACUGUAAUUGUCUCUAAAAAUUCCCACAAGUUGAAUAUCUGCUAUUUGUUUUUAAAUUAAUCCCUUAUGUCUGUCUUGUCGCACCAAAAUCUACUCUUAGAUUGGUUUGAUGUCGUGGAUAAUGAGGCUUUAUUUUGGACUCAGAGAGGUAAAUGAGUUUUAUGGGUGGUUGCUCCCUCUCUUUGUUGUUUUUAAGCCAAUGAUUAUCCCCAAAAACUAUGAUCAAUGGGAAGCCCAACAACCCUUGCAGAUGAUGAGAUGAUGAUGAGAUGAACUAUAGAAGUGAUUGAGGAAGCGGUCCAGCCCAGCUGGUCGCCGAGUCGCCGACUCACUCUCCCUUAUGGGAGGUCCCGGGUUCAAUUUUCAAUGGAGUGAAAUUGAUCACAAUUUACCCCAGGCCCCCCAAACCCCCUCCCUCUGAUGCCCCCUGGGGUAAAAAAAAAGGAACUAUAGAAAUGAUUAGAGUUGGCUUCACUCCAAAUGUAGAAGUACAUUGUCUUUUGUGAUUGAAUAACUUAAACAAGAUUCGGAACUCAUUUGGUACGUUGGAAUUGGUUGGAUAGUUUAAAAUUUAUGAAAUUAUUUUGGUUGAAAAUUGAAAUGGCCUAAAUUCAGCCUCUAAAGUAGCUACCAAAUGGGCUCUUAAUUUUUGUUUUAGAGUAUUUGACAAGGUUUGAAGUUGAAGUAUCAAAGACUUAAGGGAAAAAAUCAUGGGAUGCUUCUUGGGUGUAGUAUUUGUUAAAUGAAUUAGAGUUAGGCUCACUAUUUUGUAGAGAAUGUAGUAGCACUUUCACCUUGAUAUGGAUUCAUCAAUUUUUUUGGAUAGCUCAUUAGUUCAUCGAGAUUUGGGUUUCUGUUUGGGUUGUUGGCCUCCCUCUGCUGCAUUUCAUUGAUAUAUGUAGCCAACAAUACUCGUGUGUAUUACGAGGCUGUGAUGAUUCCUGGCUACUGAUAAUGGUGGAUUUGGGCAGCUCAAUCUGUAUCUUGGCAGGGCAAUCUGGGAUGGCCCGGUUUUUGCAGCCAUGGCAGUUUGGGCUUUUCACACUGGCUGCUGAAAACACAGGAUCUGAGCCGUUACAAAAGAGUUACCUCUCCCAAAUAGGCUCUUAAAGAAUUAUUACAAACAAGUCCAUGUUAGGGUAGAAGCUGUCUGUAGAAGCUUUGUUGUCAAGAUUGGUGGUGAUCUUGCAGUAUCAUCUUUCAUGUAUGUUCUUAUGCUCUUCUUAAAUGUCUUUAGUUCUGCUGGUAUAAGGGGCAGUGAUAUUUAGUCCUACCCAUUUAUUUUUGACAAUUGAUUGGGCAUGAAUGACAUUUGACCCGUAUCUUGGCUGGGCAACACUCAAUCUCAUGAGCAUUGGUGUUUGCAGCCAUGGCGGCGUCAGGAAUUCCCUCAGCUAAUACUACCUCUAUCCCCAUAACAUUAGUACAAGAGGAGAUAGUGUGGUUAUCACAAAUGUGAGUUUAUGUGGUGGAUAUUGAAUUGAUUGGUGAGAAUAAAGUAAGAAUGAUUUAAAUUUUAAAAUAAUACAUAUUACAAAAUUUGUUAUGUACAAUCCUAGUGGGAUGCACUACAAGGGAAAGAUGAGACAAUCUUAGUGGGACAAAUGGAGUAAUAAAUCAUCUUUAUGAACCUCAAUCCUGAAAACCAAAGUGUGUUGUGAUUGUCUCUUUACCAAAUUCCUACAAGUUUAAUACUUGCCAAUUGUUUAUUUAUUCAUUCAUUCACUUAAGAAUGUUUUUCCAUACCAAAAUCUACAAUCAGAUUGGCUUGAUCACUUUGAUGCCGUGGAUAAUGAGGCUUUAUUUGGACCCAGAGAGGUAAAUGAGUUUUAUGGGUGGUUGCUCCCUCUCUUUGUUGUUUUUUAGCCAAUGAUUAUCCCCGAAAAUUGUGAGCAAUAAGAAGCUCAACAACCCUUGAGGAUGAUGAGAUGAUGAUGAUGAAUUAUAGAAAGGAUUAGAGUUUGCCUUGCCCCAAAUGUAGAACACAUUUUUUUAAUAUUUGGAACAAGUCUGGGUGCUCGUUUUCUACUCAUGAAAAUUGGUUAAAAAGAUUUUUAUAUGGUAAUGCUUUCUAAAAAAUGUAUACUAUUAUAAUUAUAAUAUUCUAAUACAAGCAUAAAUUUUUAUUGUUUUAUGUUCUAUUAUUGUUUUUUAUCGAACAACUAUUCAAGGCUAAAGGCAGAGAUUUAGAAAAGGCAGGAGUACCUAAUUUAUUUUUAAAGUCAUGAGUGCUAUAUAAUUCAAUCAAAUUAAGUUUUAAAAAAUUGUGCUCCCUGUUCAAUGUAUUUUCAUGUUCUCCUUUAUACUCCCUCCGUCCCGUUGGGAUGUUCCUGGUUUGACCUAUACACAUAUUAAGGAAAUAAAUUUAUCAGGGGUAAAGUUUACUGUUUUGACACUUUUGACACUGUUUCGACACUGUUUGACACUGUUUGGCACUGUUUUGAUGUAGGAUAACUUUCCAUUUAGGGAAAGGGGAAGUUCUUUAUGGGACUGCUAAAAAGAGAAAGCGGGAACAUCCCUUUUGUGUUUUGCCCCCCUAAUCUGCUACUUUUUAAUAAUAUAUGUAACCAACAACCCUUGUGUGUAUGAGGAGGCUGUGAUGAUUUCUGGCUACUGAUGUUGGUGCAUUUGGACAGCUCAAUCUGUAUCUUGGCAGGGCAAUCCGGAAUGGCCUGGUUAUUGCAGCCAUGGCAGUUUGGGCUUUUCACACUGGCUGCUGAAAACACAGAAUCUGAGCCUUUACAAAAGAGUUACCACCCCCAAACAGGAUCUUAAAGAAUUGUCCUAAACAAUGGAUGAAAGGUCCAACGCUUCCAUAACUUUCCCCUCAUUCCACCACACCACACAAACUCCCAAACACACCCUUAGAAGCCCAGAGAUGGAGUGAUGCAGCCUGGGACCGGUUCGGUUUCUAGGCAAAAUUAGGCCUGGACUCGGGCCGGGCGGCCCGACCCGGAACCGGCCCGGCCCGGCCACUGUAGCAACCGGCCCGGCCCGGUGGCCCGGUCCACCGGCGGUUCGGGUCAAACCGGCCCGGUGGUUCCCGGUUUCGGGCCCGGGCCUUCCAUAUGGUGAACCGGCCCGGCCGGUUCGGGCCCGGUCCGGGCCGGAAAUAAUUUUUUUUUUUUUGAAAAUUUUUUAUGUUUUGGGUUAGAUUAGGUAUUUUGGUCCAUUUGAGGUGGUUUGGGGUGGUUUGGGGUUGAGAAAGAGGGGUAGGGGAUUAAAUAAAGAAGCCAAAAAAAAAAAAAAAUAGGGCGGGUGGCCCGGAACCGGCCCGGAACCGGCCACCUCCGGUUCGGGCUCGGGCCUCAAUAUUCUGAACCGAGGCCCGGUCGGGCCCAGGCCCGAGGCCCGAACCGGUCCGGUUCAGUCCAGCCCUAGGCAAAAUACGUGGAACCGUUUGAAAAUAUGAAAAUUUACUAACGGUUCGGUUCUUAUAAAUUAUUUUAUAGAACCGAUAAGGAACCGAACCGUUCUUAACGGUUCGGUUCUUGUCAUUUAACGGUUCCUAGUCUUUGAAAAAAAUCUUACAAAUCAUGACUAAAUUUUUGCUAAAAAGACAUUCAACGUUUGAAAUUACAAUACAAAUAUGUUGAACCAGUUAAAGAGAAUAAUAAUUUUAAAUAGUUUGGACCUUCCGAGUUCCGACCCGCUGGAGUUUGGACAUAAUGAGAGGCCUAAGAAGCCUAAGAGAACCGGUUGAAGUGAAUAAUAGUUUUAAAUAGUUAAAUAACUAAACUAAAAUAAUGAGUGUAAUAUAAAAAUAAAUAAGUAAAUAUACAUUAAAAUAUAUAUACUCAUAAGAAAUAUAUUUAAUUUUAAUAAUUAUAUAUAACGGUUCCUUAACGGUUCCUGGUACAUAUUUUUUUCAGGAACCGAGAACCGAACCGUUAAUAAAAAAUAGGAACCGAACCGUUAACAAAUAACUAAUAAAUGUUGGAACCGAACCGAACCGGGUCAUAACGGUUCGGUUCUCCGGUUCUUGGUUCCAAAGUCCCAGCCCUAGAAGCAGGAGAGGGAUGGGAGUUUCUUGAAAGGGCAGUUGCCUCCUCAUUUGCAGAUGAUUUCUCUAUUUUCUUUGCCUAACAGCCCUUUCAUCUUCUUGCUCGCAAGAAAGAAACUGCAAUAACCUAACCCCAGUUGUAACUGAAGGUUAUUGUUGCUGAUAUUAUUAUCAGUACUCUGUAUUAAUUAAUUACAGUAUCAUAUUUGACCUUUUCCUUUCGUCCUGCUUAUUGUUAGAACUGUGAAGAGGCUGUGCUGAUAUGGUUUUCUGUGUUUCCUCUUUCUGGGCCACUAAUUUUGAGGGAUUUGAAGGACAUGGCCCGUAUCUUGGCGGGGCAACCCGGAAAUGGAACCGGUUGUUGCAGCCAUGGCGGUUCUACUUCCCAUCUCCCUCUAGAAACACAGACCUGAGCCUAUAAAAAGGAAUUUCUUUAAAAUUUCUUUAAAAAGCAAAGUUCUAUAAAAAUUCAGGAGUUAUCUCUUUCAGCAUUAUAUGAUUUUGUCCAAUUUCGAUAGAUUUGAGUAUUACAGUAUAUGAUAAGACUCCGCACCGAGGAUUGAACCUGUAACCUCUCAGUUACAUUUUUUACACACCGGAAAGGAUCCUCUCAGUUACAAUGCAACAACUAAUAUAAGUAAAUCCAGAGUAUGUUUUAUUUUCCUUAACAAUUUCUUCACAAAUUUCCGCGUUUAUUUCCCUACCUAUUUUCUUGUCCAAGCAUUUUUGGCAUUCCAAGCUGACCCUUGAAGUUUAUGUUGUGCUAGAAGUUGUCCAUGUUAUACUGUGCCACAUUGAUCCACGUAACUGCCACACGGGACUGCUUAGUGCACCACACAAGUUGUAGUAUAUUUUUAUACUCAGAGAAAAAAUCUAACCAUUUAUGAAAUACUUCUCUCAUUUCUCUGAUGUCAUUUGCAGAUGGCAUAUCCGGAUUCAUGUUAGUCAACUCCAAACUCUUCUUGGACUAUGGCUUGGAUGUUAUGUUGUUGUAUCCCUUAAAGGAUAAGGGGAGUUCAUUUUAUUGAGCUUGAGAUUAUCCUCUUCAUAUAUUUAUAAGCACUGAAUUCACAGUUUGUGCUCCGGUAAAGCCAUGUGAACAUGUAAUCAAGUGUAUGUUUCCUAUAAAUUCUAUUAUGCUCAUAUGAGAUGCCUUUGGUGCUGGCAUAAGGGGAACUGAUGAUACUUGGCACUACCCAUUUAUUUUGGGACAAUUGAUUGGGCAUGGAUAAUAUACGAUCCGUAUCUUGGUGGGGCAACAUUCAAUGUCAUGAGCAUUUGAUAUUUUGAUGUUUGCAGCCAUGGCGGCAUAUUAAUUUUCUUUUGGCAAACCACCUUUCUGAGCCUCUAUUCUGUAAACCAAACGUGGAUUGGUUCUGUCUUUGAAAACUCCCAGAAGUUAAUUACUUGCAGUUAUUCAUCCAUCCAUUCCUUCAUUCUUUCAAACUACCCUUUCUUAAUCUCUUACCAAAAGAAUCUACACUUGGCUUGGCUAGUUGGCUUGAUGGUGUGGCCGUGUGGAUAAUGAAGCUUAAUGUGAACUCUUGAGGAGGGCAAUCCGGAAUUGCUCAGUUAUUGCAACCAUUGUGGCUUGGGCUUCAUAUUGCCUGCUGGAGACAGAUCUGAGCCUUUAUAUAUGAGUUACCUCUACCAAACAGAUUCAUAGACAUAAAGACCUUCACAAACAUGGUGGACAUAAGGUGGGUAUAAGGGUGAGUGCAAAAUAAAAAAUCCAGUAUGUUACAAAGUCGAUUGGAGAUCUUUAAUGCUUCAAUGAUCCAUGUAGUUUCAUGCACUAAAAUUUGUCGAUUUCAAAUGAGUUCUGUAAACCUAAGAUUUUGUCAGGUUUUUAAGUGUUCAGAUUGGUUUAAAUGAGGUGGAAACACAAUUAAGUUCAAUCUUCAGAUCAUAAUUCCG